AUGUCCAGUCCACAUCGAGUGAGCAGCGGCGUUAUCCAGGGAUCGGUAGUUGGCCCAGUGCUUUUUACAUCAUAUUUGUUUGAUCUAGGUGGACUUAUAAAGAUGGACACAAGUCUGUUUGCAGACGACUGCAAAAUAUAUGCUAAUCCUCUAACCAGCGCAGCGCUGCUCCAGGCAGUCCUGCAAAAUGUUGAGAUGUGGUCAAGGCAAUGGGGUAUGAAACUAAACACAUCCAAAUGCACAGUGUUGAGGAUCGGUCCAGAUAAUCCUGAUAAUGAAUAUUUUCUGGAUGGAUGUGCCUUAAAAUCAGUUAACGAACAAAAUGAUCUAGGAGUCCUAAUAACAUCAGACCUAAAAUGGGAACGUCAUAUAACCAGAAUUUGUUAA
Molecule: messenger RNA, 387 nt
Organism: Anthonomus grandis grandis
Lineage: Eukaryota; Metazoa; Arthropoda; Insecta; Coleoptera; Curculionidae
Exons: 1
Coding region: 1-387 (128 amino acids)
Source: RefSeq, a predicted model, not a curated record